CUCCUAAACGAUAUAUAAGGUCAUAUUCAAACACAUCGGCAAUCUGAUGUACGGUUUCAAACAAAACGUGUCCCAAAAAGAUAAAAAUACAAUUCAAGUUUCGAGACUAGGGUCAAAGUAGGUCAAUGGAUGAGGAGAGAUAAAGUUUUCGAAAGUCGGUAUAAGUUACAUUUAUUGGAUUUAGGACAAUCUGUGGAUUUAUGGACAUAUUCAACGUUGUUGGACACACUAGGAAUUCGAUUGACUUUAUUAUAUCGAAGUUUCAGGGAACAAAAAUAAACGAAAAGGGAGAAAUAUCGUGUUAUCCUCAGAUAAUGUUUUGCAUGUACAAAAACCUGGCAGUGGCAGGGCAUUCAAUGAGAAUAUGAGAUUAUUUUUAAUUGGGAUGAACUAAUAAUGUCGCUGUGACUCCCCAGAUAUUUUUUACUGAUUAAUACAAAAUAAAUGGAUUAAUUUUAUUUGGACUUUAUAUAGUCUAGUCUUUAUACCAAGGCUGAACACGAUAAUACAUGUACAUGUAGCCGAUAUGUACUGCCUAUUGUUAAACUGACCAAUCUUCUUGCAUAUCAGAUGAUUGGUGUAUCAAUACAAGAGCAGACUUACAAAGAGUGCAACACUACUUCACUGUUAUUUUGAUUUCAAGUUUCGGCUAGAUACUCCCUAUCAAAACUUCAAUUUGAUUCAGAAUUGAAUGUGAAAUAAAUUGGAUAUUUUCUUGAAUUGGAAGGUGUUCACAUAUAAACAACUAUACAUUUUUAUGGAGAGAAAAGUUUUUUAUAUGGAUGUCAAAAGAGCCAUGUGUAAACACGUAAAGUUUGAUGUUUUAAUAAUGAUCAAAAACUUUCGAAAGGUCAGAUAAGCCAUGAGUUCUUCAUAUUAGCGUGCAUGUAUUUAAUACUGAUCAAACUUUCUUGCAAGAAUCAAUAGUUCAGUUGAUGACUUAUUAUAGUAACUAACUAGUCCUAUUUAACUUGUAUCGAUUUUGAAUUGGAUCAUUGUGGAUCAUUGGCUCCAUGUGUACAGAACUAUUCAGUAAGGCCCACUGGGAAACAAUGUAAAGUGUUGAAUCAAGGCCAGGGACCAUUCAAAGCCCAACAGAACCCACUCUAAGGACUAUAGGAGUAGAACAAGGAGUUCACGAUUUCUGCGUCCCUAAUGGGAACUAAGCUCUGACAUUGAGCUAAUUCAGGAUAUGUAAACAACGUUCAUCAGGUUCCUGACCGAUAUUCUGACAGUUUCAUUCAAAAAUUUGAAUUAAGAAUUCACACAUAGUGAACUCUAAAUACCAAAUGAAUAGUGGAAGUAAUUCGAGAUCAAAGACUAGUGAAUUGAUAUCCUAGUGGAUUUAACAUACAGAGCGUCCAUCAGUAUAUAUAUUUCACAUUGGAUUAGAAAAUAGCCAACUGGUGCCGUUAAUGUCCUACCUGGAUUUCCAUUGGAUCCUAAUGUAGAUAAUAUGCCAUCAAACGGAUCAAAACUAUUAUUGGAUAACUAAUUGCCGUAAUGGCUUAUGAGUGGGUUUGAUGCUAGAUUAGAACGAACUUUACUAUAUCCAGAUGUUGAGAAGUUACAAAUAGAAAUGCAGGAAUUAUUUGGGAAUUGCUAUUUUCUGCAUCAGAGGAUACACACGUGAGAAACCCCACAGAUGAAAUUUCAUAUUUUCACGUCAUGGUUUUAAUAUCAUAUAAGAGAACUUGACCAUUCACUUUUAACAAGUUUUUGGCAAGAAAGGAGGUUUGAGGAUUAUCUCAUGUGGUGGUCACUUAUAAAGUGAAUAUAACAUCUACGACUGAAAGUUGAAAAUAUGACGAUUUGUACAUAGAGAUACAUUACUAUAUGGAUAUAUCAUUUUAUGUUUACUUUACAAAAUAAGUAACACAUGAAUCCAUAACAACGUCAUCAACAUAAACGAAGGAUAAAAGAAGUUGGAUAUAUUUUGACCUAUACAUUUGGCUUGAUAUAUACAUGCAGAAUAAAACAUAAAGAACUAAAUGAAAAAAGGAUCGCAUAUAAGGAUUAAUUCGCGGCAUCACAUGCUGUAAUUCACAUGAGAAAUGUUACACGAAACAUUAGGAUAAUGGAUGUAUAGGAAUCAUGGAAGGAGUAACAGUAGAAAUGAAUAAUUCCUGCAGUUUGAUUGGUCAGGAUGGGUUUGACGAUCCAGGUGGUGGAUACACCCGAGAUCAUCUCAUGAAUGCGAUCGACAAAGUUCGUAAAUCACCAAGAAAAUAUGAAAAUAUUGGAAUAUUAGAUUUAGGUGACCAAGACAUAAACCCAGAAUCACCAACAAUGUUACAAAAUAACCAAUCCCCAAGAGUAACAACCCCGGGUAGAUCACCAUAUCAAAAUGGUCAAUCACCUUUGAGCCCAUCACGUGUUAAACGGACGGAUAGCUAUAUGCUAGCAAUGAAUGAAGGGCUCAAGUCGAGGCAGCGUGUUCGAGAGAAAUUCAGAUCCGCUGGACAUAUUGACGAUAUUAAAGAAUCAGGGAAUAAAUCAUCUUCAAGAUCGCUCAAGCGGAACACAAAUGUAAAAUAUUUGAGGGCCCAAUCUGAAGGGGGUCAAACUGUAGACCAAAGUAUACAAAAUUCAUUUCUCAACUUUCUUACCAAAAAUAACAGUCCAAGGGAAGAAAGUUUGAGUAAAAAGAGUCCAAUGAAAAACAGUCCACUUGUGAGUCCUAGGAUAUUUAAUAACAGUUUAAAUCUGCCUAAAACUUCCAACUUAUUGGAUGUUCCCCCUAGACUUCCUGCACGUCGCAGUAGUACCGGAUCAGCCGAAGUCAAGCAAACAGGACGUAAACAGUUUAGAGAUAGAAUUAACUCCACAUCUUCCGAUCAUGGCCCUAUAUUAGAACUAAAUGAUAUUCCCGAAAAUGACCCACCAAUUACCCAUAGUGCACCUCCAGUCACCCCAAAGACGCUACGCAGGUUGAAACCAAACAUCUCAAAAUUUACAAACUCUUUGGGAACUCUUUUCAGGAAUCGAAGUAACAGUACUAAAUCUGAUUCGGAUAUCAGUCACUAUGACAACCAUUGCCAUAGCGAUGAUGAUGAUGAUGACAAUGAUGAUGUAAUUGAUGCAGUAGUAGAUAAUGAUGAAGAUGAUUAUGGCUUUUUAACACUGUCUAAACCUGUUACUAAUGAUUCUUCUUCAGCCAUGAACAAAAGCAAGUCUCCGAACCCAACUCGAAGGAUAUUACCCAAAAAAUGGCGAAGCAAAGUUGCAAAGUCAUCUCCUAGCCUCGACACAUGUCUAUGGAGCUCAGAGGACAACAACACAUGGAGCAGUGUUAGCGGCAGAACAGUUGUGCUAACGUCUACCAGUCUUCUUGCGCUAACAGAGCUUGAGAGGUUAGCGUUGACCAAGAUAGCAUUAGCGCAGCUCCAGGCACUGCAGUUAGGGUGUACGAUCACCAUCCCUAAAGAUGAUGAGCAGAAAUCUGAGAAGAGGACGACAUUCUCCUUGAAGAAGAGAACCCAGUCUGCUCAUCUUGGAGGCCUCAUUGAUAAUAUUAAAGAUAACUUUACUAAAGAUAAAUCAAAGCAAUCAAAAGAUGGUGGUCCAGGGUUGGUAUUUGGCAUCAGUCUUGCGAAAUGUAUCGCCAAUGAUAUCACCCAGAGAAAACGACGCUCCCUUUCAUUGAAGGAACGACGGGAAAGCAUUGAUACGGGGCAGACCCCAAGAAGACAAAAACAUAACAGUGAAUCUGCCAGCUCGCUGGAAAACCAGUCAGCAAAAGAGAAGAAUGCUCCCUCUCCAGGUCUAAAACAUGUGCCUUUUAGUUUACCCUCCAUGAAAGAUAUGCAGAAAGUAGCAGAUAUAGAUCAUUCAAGUUUAUUAGAAGCUCUAUCUCUAUCGUCAUCAGCAAGAAUUGAUAGCUUAAAGCGGGAACGUCCAAGUUUGACUAUACCCACAACCCCCCAUGUACCACAAUUUGUCAAGUCCUGUCUUAAUCAUAUAGAAAACUAUGGUUUACAGACUCUUGGAAUCUUUAGAGUGGGAAGCUCCAAGAAAAGAACUAAACAGCUCCGGGAAGAGUUUGACAGUGGGAAAGAUGUUAAACUAAAUGAGGAGCACAAUCCCCAUGACAUUGGGGCCUUGUUGAAGGAAUACUUUAGAGAUCUACCAGAACCUCUUCUUACAAGAGAACUCUAUCCUGCCUUUGUUUCUGCAUCAAGACUUGAUGAUAAUCAAUGUAGGAAGUGUCUUAGGUGUUUAGUAGAGCUGCUCCCCGUUGCCAAUAGAGACACUCUACAUGUCCUUCUGAAGUUUCUACAUAAAGUCAAUGAACAUUCCUCAGAUCACAUAGAUGAUACAGGACAAGAGGUGCCAGGCAAUAAAAUGGGGGCCAGAAAUCUAGCAACACUUUUUGGGCCAAAUAUUUGUCGCAAACAAAAAGGUGGCGCUGAUAAAGAGUUCAGAGUUGAGGGAAUCGAGAUGGCAACUGAAAGCAAAGAAAUCAUACAGAUUGUUGAGCACAUGAUUCUAAACAUUGAUGAGCUGUAUGAGGUGCCUGCAGAGACCCAUAAUGAAAUCCUGCAGUACAUAUUGGAGAGUGAUCCCGAGGCAGUGGACCAUUUACUUAAGAGAAAGGGAUCUCAGAUUGAAGUUGACUUGGACACUUCCAGCAGUAUGUGGGAAGGAAGUGACAGCUCCUCUCUCCCACCUAGUUCACCAAAUCCCACAGAUACCAUGGAGUUCCACCUGCCCACACGUGGCAGUGAGGGAUCCAUGACGUCACUGGGCUCUCAGAAGACAAACAGACCAGUGUUCACUUUAGACAGAAGCCCAGUGGCGGAGGUGACUGUUGAGACACCAUCAUUAGUGGUGCCAUCUAUAGACCAAUCAAAGCAUAGAUUGAGUACCCCCGAGCCUGGAUGGCUUAGCGGGGGUUCAACUCCUAGGACACCUAGCCCCACAUUUGGUAGUCAUGCUCGAUCACCGAGCCCACGACCUUCACCUCUCCCCUCGAGGUCAUCAAGGUCACCUUUACCAAGUCCAACCCCUGUGAGGACAAGAUUAGGGCCAAAACCACCAAAUUUACAAAUUCUCCCAGAUACAAUGAUAGACAAACGAGGCUUAAUAGGCCCAGGGGGUCAUUCCCCUGGCCCAGAGUCAAUGUACCCUACCCCUCCUAGCAGUGCUAGUAGUACUAGUUCACCAAAAUUUCGGCGGAAAAGUAACCCACAUAAUUUCAUUCAGCCAACUUCUUCUGCACAGCGCCCCCUAGGUGUGGGUAUGCUGGGUAGAGACCCAGAGUGGCAGCAAGAAAGGUGGCGCCACUGGGAAGAGUUAACACAAGGUGAGGAGAAGCUAGAACAGGAAACACUCGUCUGAUUAUAAUUUUAAAAAUAUUUUUAGAAACUUGGUUUUUGGAAAGGUUCAUGGAUAACCAUGCAGCUAUUACUAAUUAACCAUGAUUUUAUAAUUGAAUAUUAGUAGGUGUAUUUAUUAUAUAACUGACAUUGUAGCCCAUGGGACAUGUAGACAGUGACUGUGAAUUACAGGGAAUAUCCAUUAUAAUAUUCAUAAUCAAAAAUCCACCAAACUGAAGAUGUACCUUUUACACAGAAUGUAAUUGAAUGCAAAAAUAAUUUUAGUAAUACAGCAUGUUAUGCUUUAGGGCAUGUAUUUGUGAAACACGCCACUUUGCAGAAAGUCUUGCCUUUGUAAUCAAUACUACAGGUUUAUAUAUAUAUGUCGAAGUAUUGAGAAUGCUUACAGACUAUAACUAGGUGUAAUUUAGUUCAUUAUCAUAUUUAAAAGGUGUUAUGUAAGUCAGUAUCAAUUAGAUGUGCAUAUCAUGUAUCAUUCAAAUGUAAAAGUGAUUCAAGAUUCACCAAUUCAUUCUCAGGCCUUAGGUGGCCUUAAAGUUCAUUUUAGAGAACAUGUUUUUAUAUACAUGUGACUUAGUACUUGUUUAAUCCUAUGCAAUAUGUGUAACAGUGGUAAAUGUUUUAUCGUUAGCAUAUUCAAAAUACUGUUGAAUACACAUGGUCAAAUAGUGAGUUUUAAUUGAAGUCGAAUUGUGUGUGCACGAGGGGAAUCUGUCCAUCUUAUGUAUUUCUUGUUUAUUUUUGUUUUUGUUUAAAUUUUUGUAAUGUAAAUUUUUAAGUAACAGUAUAUUUUAAAUUAUGGGAUUUUUAUACUGUUUUUACUCUUGUUCAAAACCAUAGUUGUGCCUUGUGUUUUACAUGGUGUACCUGGAAAGGUGUGUACAUUUUUAUUCAAAAUAACUUAUAUGUUUACGAUGCAAUGAGAGAAACAGUGUACAUUUUAAAAAAAUUUCACCAAAUCAUCAAUGUCCAGAAAAUGGCAAAGAUGGCAAAUUAAAUAGCAUCAACCUAAAUCUAAUUGCAGUUCCACUACUCACUGUGAUGGAUGUAUACUUUUUAUGAAUAGUACGUACUGUAUGUAUAUGUUUACCAAAUUACCGUACACACAAAUGAUAACCCAUUAGAAGUAUUAAGAAUCGUUUUAGAAAAAAAAGAAAAGGAUUUGUGACUUUAAACUUGUACAUUAGUAAUAUUAAAUUAAUUUUAGGCCAAUAUUGUUUUCCUAUUUUAUGAUGUAGGUAUUCAUUGUCAUUUGUCAAUCUUAUAUUGCAUACAUCUACAAACCAUUUUACACUGCAAAAUUACAAUAGUUCAUUGUAGAAAUUUUGGUAGGGUUAAAUUGCAAUAAUAUUUAACUGUGACAUAGUUUUCAAAUAUAAGUAUUAUGAAGUAAACUAUUAGCCCAUAUACAGCCAUGGUGUUCAAGGUCAUGUGACCAUUUCAGCUUGCUCUGGUCAUGUGAUCUCUCACAGCACUUUGGUUUGUGACAAUUGUAGUGUGCAAAUUUUAUCUGAAUACCUCCAUUUUGUUUUAGCCUUGUCAUACAGUGCAAAGAAAGUGAAGCCAGUGAAUACUAAUGUAUGUAGUGAACACAAAGUAUAUGUGAAAUGAGCACUUGAUUACAGUGAAACCUGCAUGAAAUAAACACUAGCUCCCAAAAACACAAAUCUUUUAUUUUUACAAGUAAAGGCUUUGUGUUAUAUUUAUCUGAAGAUCAUUUAUCAGAUGUGCUAAGGUCUAACGAGGUCUGAAUUUGAUUGUUAAACAAUUGAGAUAAACUCCUGUAGACCAUGAUACAUUGAGAGAGGUCACCUCACCUAACAAGCUUUGUAUAAAUACAGAUAUCAACAACAUUAUAUUAUUUCAAUGCAAGAUUAUAUUAUAUAUUUAUUUGUAAUAUUUGUAAAUGCAUCAACUAAAUGCAUCAACUAAAUGCAUCAACUAUGUUGCAAUGUAAUAUGGUUUGUAUAUCAUCUAAUACAGUAUUAUUAUCUAACCGUAAACCAUGUAAUAUUAUCAUACAUAAAUGAAUAACAGAAAUGAAAUAAAUAAAUAAUGUACAUUAAAGAAAGAUACAUAUAAUUCUGUGUUCUUUAAUUAUCUGUAAUUAUCAUUAAUGUUCCAAUAUUAACAUAUUGAGGUAGGCAGAACUUUAGAUUAGCAUAUUUAACCUCAUU
Owenia fusiformis is the source of this 7516-nucleotide messenger RNA. Lineage: Eukaryota; Metazoa; Annelida; Polychaeta; Sabellida; Oweniidae. The record is from the annotation of a GenBank genome assembly.